Molecule: messenger RNA, 1155 nt
Organism: Pocillopora damicornis (cauliflower coral)
Lineage: Eukaryota; Metazoa; Cnidaria; Anthozoa; Scleractinia; Pocilloporidae
Product: TNF receptor-associated factor 4
Biological process (GO): regulation of canonical NF-kappaB signal transduction
Cellular component (GO): plasma membrane signaling receptor complex
Molecular function (GO): tumor necrosis factor receptor binding; ubiquitin protein ligase binding; zinc ion binding
Source: RefSeq, a predicted model, not a curated record
AUGGAGGACGGGUAUUCGAGUGAGGAAGAACCCGAAUCGGGUGGCCAUGAUUUUGUGUUUGUAGACGAGUUGUCUCCCGGCCAAACGUGCCCAAUUUGUCUUGUGGCAAUGUGCAACCCCGUACAGACGGUUUGUGGCCAUCGCUUUUGUGAAAGCUGUCUACAGGGGACAUUCAGGGAAGGAGCUGGCCGGGUUUGUCCACAAGAUAGGAUUUCUAUUCCUGAAGAUGGUGGGUAUUUUCGUGACGUGGCGUGGGAGAGGGAUAUCCUUUCUCUACGAGUCAAAUGCAAGAUGAGUGAGAGAGGAUGUGAUUGGACCGGAAUGCUCCGUUACUAUGAGGAUCACUUUCAGUUGUGUGAAUAUGAGGAUGUUUUUUGUGAUGAUUGUAACGAAGAGUUGCAAAGAAGGUCCCUAAACACGCACCAAACUUCAGAAUGUCACAACAGGAUUGUGCAAUGUGAACACUGCGCAAUGGAGUUUGCCUUCAGGCUUACAGAGAGUCAUGAAUAUGAAUGCCUGCGUUGGCCGCUCGAUUGUCCUCAAGAAUGUGGAAUACUCGGGAUACCUCGAGAAGAGGUGGAGUCCCACGUAAUGAAUGAUUGUAUGAUGACAAUGGUCCUUUGUCCUUAUGAGGAAGCAGGAUGUAACUUUUAUGACGAGAGAAGCAAUUUAAAAGCCCAUAUUGAUGCGUCACGUGAGGAACAUCUGAGCAAAACUUGGUCCAAGCUGCUUAAGACAACAGAAAGGGUAAAUGAGUUGGAGCAAGUGAAACUUCACAUGCAAACCGAUAUAGACACAGUGAAAAAGUCAUUGGAAGAAGCCAAAGAAGAUGUGGCACAACUUAAGCUGUCAGAGGCGGAGAGAAAACUUGAAAAUCUGAAAUUGAAAAAAGAUGUGCUUGAGCUGCAAAUGAAGCUUAAAGACUCGCAUCACAAUGUCAAUUUACCAAGAAAGCAGGAUUUCGAUCGGUGUAUAAAGAUAGAGGAAUUGUCCUGUAGCGACACUGAAGAAGAUUUGAAGGAUGAAGAAACAACUAAAUCAUCAAAAGCCACUAAAUAUUAUCUCUCCAAACCUGUGGUUGGUCGCAGCAAACCAAACGUGAUACCUAAGUUGAAUCCUAAAGGAGCAGCCCGGAAAGUUUCAAGUCGAAAUUAA